Messenger RNA from Rhizophagus irregularis DAOM 181602=DAOM 197198, 288 nucleotides. Lineage: Eukaryota; Fungi; Glomeromycota; Glomeromycetes; Glomerales; Glomeraceae. The record is from RefSeq and is a predicted model, not a curated record.
AAAAAAGAUCUGUCAGGUCUGACAAACUUAUUGAAUGAAGAUAAUAUUAAGUAUUUUGCUAAAACAUUCGGUAUUAUUGAUCCUCAUGCUGUAUGUAUUGAUCAUUCUGCUGGAUUUUCAAUCUGGAUAUUGGAUAAUCAUAGUCACAUGUUUUGUUGGGACGAUAUGGGACAUAAUAUGAAGUACAUGGGAUCUAAUAAGAUAUAUGAGGUUAUGGAGGACACUUGCGAGCUUAUAACCAAGAAGGAUCUUAAACGUUGGGAAGAUGAUGAAACACUGCAGUCGUAA